ACAAAGCCAAACUCCGAAUCCUUCUUUUGGAAAUCCCAGCGUCUGACCCCAAACUUCCCAUUUCUGCUGAAACAAGCCCCGAAUUCCCUCUUGAGGCAGACGGAGCCAUCCCAAAGCCCUGCCGGAGGCGGGCACAAAGGGUUAAAGCUGCUGCGGGCUCCGUGGCCAAUCCCACCGAGCGAAGGGCAGCCCUUGGCCCCAGCCCAGCAGCAGGUUGCUCUCCUCAGGUAUUAUUUUGGACUUUUUCCCGGGAUACCACGCAGGCAAACAAUGAGUUUGGCGGUCGGCGGAGGAUGGGGAGCUGCAGGAUGCGCCCCUGGCUUGUCCAGUGCCACUGAGCUGCGCCUCCACCUCACCCCUACGCUGCCAUGGCCACGCUAGAGACGCUGCCCGUCCUCAGUGACCCAACCUACCCCAGCCCGGAGAACUUCCACGGCUUCUCCCUGCGGUAUUCCCAGACCAUCCCCCGGAGCGCCAUGGGGAGCGUGGGCAGCGGCGUGGCCAACGAGCAGGAGUUCGCCAUGAAGAGCGUGGGCACGCGGACGCAGAGCGGCGGCCGGCAGACGGAGGGGCCCCGCAACGGCUACUCCGUGGCGCGGGACAUCUCCCACCGCUACUCGGGCGAGGAGAAGACCUACAAGUCGGAGAAAGUCUCCAACUCCCUCUACAUCAACGGCGACGCGCGCAAGAGCGAGAAGGUGAAGGUGGACAUCUGCGGGAACGUGACCGCCAACAACGAGAAGAACCUGCCGCUGCCGCCGCCCCAGUACCGAGAGCCCGGGAACCCACCAAAGAUUUUGCCAAUCUCCGGCAAGCUAGACCAGAGCAAUGAGCCCUUAGUUAGACCCUCAGCCUUUAAACCAGUAGUUCCUAAAAACUUCCAUUCCAUGCAGAACCUCUGCCCGCCGCAGAGCAACGGGAUGGCAGAGAACAGAAAGAGCUUGAACCAUGCCAACAGCAAUAGCCCGUCCGCACCCAAGGGUGGACUCGACAAGAGCAGCCUUAACAGGACUACAAACCAGGGCGGGGGGCUCUCGGAUUCGGGCCGCAACUCGCUCACGAGCCUGCCCACCUACGGGACGGGCUACAGCCAGCACGUGGGCCCCAUGAGCGCCUCCACGAGCCACAUCAACCGCAUCGGCACCACCUACGUGGAGAAGAACAUCGUGGGAUACAACGGGAUAUCUACCUCAGACAGCGGGCGGUCCUCCAGCAAGAGCACCUCGUCCUUCAACAGACUGAACCAUCUCAACGAAACGAUGCCUUUCCACUCGCCCUCGACCGACGACAUCAUCCAGGACCUGGAGGACCGGCUGUGGGAGAAGGAGCAGGAGGUGCUGCAGAUGAGGAGGAACCUGGACAAGAGCGAGGCGGCCAUCUUCCAGGUGUUCGAGGAGAAGCAGAAGAUCUGGGAGAGGGAGAUGGAGGACCUGAGGCAGAACUAUGCCAACAAGUUGCAGCAGGUCUCCAAAAAGGCGCAGCGGGCUCAGCAGGCUCUGCAGCUCCAAAUCUUCAAGCUCCAGCAGGAGAAAAAAAAACUCCAGGAUGACAUGGGACAACUCCUCCAGCAACGAGAGGAGCUGGAGAAGAAAUUUGUGGCUUUCAAGAAGGAGCAGGCUGAGUUUCUCCCGAAGAUUGAAGAGACCAAGUGGGAGGUGUGCCAGAAGGCAGGUGAGAUCUCCCUGCUCAAGCAGCAGCUGAAGGACUCCCAAGCCGACGUCUCCCAAAAGCUCAACGAGAUCGUGGGACUGCGCUCGCAGCUCAAGGAAGGUAAGAACUUCCUACGGGAGAAGGAGGAGCAGAUCCUCACCCUGAAGGACUCCUACAGCUCCAAGAGCGUCAACCUGGAGAUCUGCGAGGGCGAGCUGCAGAGGAAGAUGAGCGAGGUCCAGGUGCUGAGGGAAAAACUGAACCACUGUGAGCUGGAGGUCUCCGGCCUGAAGCGGACACUUGCCAGCAUGGGACCCGCGGGGUCUUUUGGCGGGGACCUCGGGGAGAAGCUGCGGGACCCGCUGGCCUGCGAGAGCGACGAGGCCAAGAUGCAGCGGCAGAGCGAGGACAGCGUGAACACCCUGCGGCGGGAGGUGGAGCGGCUGCAGACGGAGCUGAAGCUGGAGCGGCAGCAGCGGGAGCAGCAGGUGAUGGACUUCGAGGAGGAGCGGCGCACGUGGCAGGAGGAGAAGGAGAAAGUCAUCAAGUACCAGAAGCAGCUGCAGCUGAACUACGUGGAGAUGUACCAGAAGAACCAGCUGCUGGAGCACAAGGUCAACGAGAUGAACACGAAGGCCACCAGCCCCCCGCACACCGAGGAGAAGAAGACGUGGACUCCCUCCAGACUUGAGAGGAUAGAGUCCACCGAGAUCUGAGGGGGGGCCGAGGCCACGCAACGCAAUUUUUUAUUGCUGUGCAUGUACUACCUACUCAAGCCAGAGAUCUUCCGAAGGAUAACGCGCUCCCGUCGGAGUGGUGUGAGCGUGCUCCCACCAGGCUCCAUCACCCUUACUCUCCACUUCUGUGCUCUGUAGGUACAACAACUGUGGAUGUGCGUUGGUUUUCUAUCGAUAAAUGCGACGUCUCGCCUGGGUUUUUUUCCUAGCACAGCUGGUGAGGGUCAAUUGGCUCUUUUGUAAUCUGCCCUGACUGUUACUUCACUAGAGGCUGCCACCCCCUCUCCUACAAUUCACCCUUCUUCGGUUGGUUGUUUUGGAGGGUUGUAUUUGAUUUCUUUGGUUUUCCAAGCAUUUAUGUGCAGCAAAACAGUUCAAAGUGGCAGGUUUGUUGUUUUUUCGGUUUAUUUUUUUUCCAGGACGUUUUUAGCCACAUUGGCUAAUGGAGCAAAGCUCUUGGGAUCAUGAGCAAACUCAAGUGUUCUGCAUCAAGUAUCCUGUCUAGACGGUGGUCUUAGUGAAGUCAGUGCGAGCUUGGCCACUGAUUUCAGUGAAACCAGACAUAUCUCUACCAGACAACUCCCUCUUGCCCUGGCUGCAAGAGGCUAGGACAUCCUUGAGGAGUAGGAUGAGCCCAUCCUGGUAACAGAAGCCAACAAGGAAUGAUGUCCCAGCAGGAGCCUCUCUGGAGGCUCAGCAGAGCUUAACAAAUGCUGCGUUUUCACUUCCUUGUGGUUUCCUCCUGCAGUUCCACUCCUCUCCCAGGUUGUGACCAACCGCGGGAGCAGAAAUACCCUCCCACCUCUGCCUUGGUCCCCUUACUCUUACUCUAUACCCAAGCUGGCUACAGCAAGAAAAAAGCUUGGAAAUCCGAGCUAGUUUCCCUUCCCAACAGCCCUCUUACUUCCCAAAGUCAAUGGAAUCAAGGUUUGGGGAAGCCUCCAAACCCAUGGGAUUUAUGCAAACUGAAGCUUUAGCAAUCUGCCCCGAAAGUGGGCAAUUGUGCCACCCUGUCCCCAAACGAGCGACACCUCAGUGCACUCUCUUGGGCCAGGGUCUGCUUAAAAACAGCACUCGAAAAACUCACUCAGGAGUUGCAGGGGGGGCACAGCAGCAUCACAGCUGGAUUGCAGCGGUCAGCCUUCAGUACUGCCAUUCCAAACAGCACCCACAGCCAUCCCACGGGCCACCCCAGGGAUGGAGGUAACAACUCACAGGCCUAGCUCAAGAAAAUACUCAGCUACUAACUCUGAGCACGAAAGAAGUCAUAAGAGGGGGAAAUGCUUAAGAUCACGCAAGUGCUUAUGCCCUGGCAGAAUAAUAAACCAAAUCCUAUGUGCACGGUCACUGAGGCAGCAAAACCUGGCAUUCCUCUUGAAAACAUGGGCAAGGUGAGCUCGGUUCUUCCUGUCACGGACAGUUUUUUACCACAAGUCACAAUAAAGAGAAGAAAAAUGUUGCAAAGUGGAGUUUGCGCUGGCCAAAGGAUCAACAGGAGUGGGGAUUUUGGAUCUUUGCCCUGGGGAGCAGCUAGAAGAGAAAAUUAGGAUUAGCACUGGGACGUCUUGAAAUGUCUGUGAGGUGACUCCAGGGUGAAUUUGGCCAGGUUAAAUUUCAUGUGCAUACCAAGGAAGAAUCUGGAGGCACUGAGGGGCUGAAGACCUUCCAAACAAAAGCCCUGAAGCUGCACAUUUUCCAUGUUCUGUCUCCCCAGAGCUCUCCUGUUCAGGACCAGGUGUGACCAUCAGUUUGAGAACAAACUUUGUUGUGGUGAGCUCCAGGCUGAGCAGAGUGGAGACUGCAGUCAGUCCCACCAGCCCAAGUCAUCAGACAGUGCUGCUGGCCAGGAGCUGGUGGUGGCUGCCAGAGAUCCCUGCAGCCACUGAAAAUAGAAAAGUGCCAAGACCAGGGCAUUUCAAGACCCCAGUUGAUGAUUCCUGUCUUUUCCCACCAGUUCUGCCCAUGUCUUUGGAGCUGGAGGAAGACAAUUCAUGGAAAACACCAGGGCAGCUCAGGCUAAGCCUCAUUCCCUGCACCAGCCAUAAAGGGAGGUUAGGUCAGGUCUGACUACUGAUGGGCGUGGGGAAGAGUCCCACUGCAAAUCCUGAAGAUCUCCAGCACUCCUGGACAUCAGCCCAUGCACCCCAACCAGGAAGGAGUGCAGCUGCCUGCCAGUGCCACACAGACUCUGCCAUGCCCAGGGAGACAUCCACGUGCACCUGGCCAGGCAAAUCCUAGAGCUUCCUCCACGUCAUACUCCAGGCCUUCCAGACAGAGUCAAACAUCCCACAGUGUCAGGGUUGGAGACUGGUAUUUUGCACCAUCUCAGCUUUCUUUUCACAUUGGACAUUGGGAACCAAACUGCCACAAAGGAUUCUUGUGCUUCAGGAUUCCUCUCCAAAACUGGAUGUGCUGCUCCCCAUCAAGUCCACUCCCCUGUGCCAGCCCUCUGCUCAGCAGAGAUGGAGCAAAAUGAUGGUGAGACACCUGGAUUUCUAUUGUUUGUGUCCAGGUGGAGCUCACCUGGCUCCUUCCAGAUCUUUUACACUUUCACAAGUUGAUGAAAUCUCCCACCAAAAGCUUUGUUGAAGCUCUGGGGUCUUGGCCCUGGAUUAGGACAGCCAAGGGGUGCCAGGCUGGUGUCUGGGUGAUGUAUCCUGGGAAUGGCCAAGGAGGCUGGCAGCAUGUCUCUUGGAGGCUCAGGCAGGGCUGAUGAAUUGUUUCUGUCCCAUGGAAUUCCACCCAGAGUUUGGGCUUGACCAUCCCCCAGCUGUGUCCUCCACCUUGGAGCUGGUGGAAUUCAGCGUGACAUCCUGGCUCUCGUGUCAUUCUCCAAGCCCUGCCCCCAAAAUCCUCUCUAACCUGCCACUGGCCACCACCACAAGCUGUGGCCGUGAGGAUCUCACCUCAGUUGCCCACACAUGGGGUCCACAAGCAUUAGAGAUGCUCUGGGAUACCCAACACAUGCAGCUGGACAAUAUGGUCCAGGAUUUUUGGGAGAGCCAGGCCAGUGGUGGCAGUGCUGGAGCAGCUCUGGUGUCACAGGAACCCCAUGUACAGAGCCCAGUCAUGCUCCAGGCACAUCCACACGGCAAACAGAGGACACUGAUCAGCUCCAGAGGCUUCCAUCCAUGAGGAUGUGGGAUAAGCAGGCUGUCCUGGUGCCAGGGAAGGUCUUACUCUGCUGUGAGCAGGGCUGCUUUGCUCCACCACCAUUCCAAGGCUGCCUGCUACUACUGUCCCACCAAGCCAGCUGGGCUGAUUCCAGCCCUCCCCUCUCACCCCCAGGGUGAACACCAUGACCAGGGCACGUUGUUGUGCCUCACACAGCCCCACUUUGCUCCUGCCACUGUCUGCUGGCAGCUGGUGGUCCCAGUCCUGCUGUCACUGGUGGUGGUCACUCACCUCCGGGCUUCCACGCUCCAGAGAGGAAUGGAAUUGUUGCUCUUAUGCUGUUGUACAGAGAGAAGUGUAUUUGAUGUAAAUAAGAGCCCAGCUCUGUAUGUUGAUGAUUAAAAGGAGACAAGAAGGUUCUGUGGCUUCUCUGUUGGCAAGCGGGGCCGAGCGCUGAGCACUGCACACAGGGAGCUCAGCACCCCGACCUGGGCCUGGCUGCACUGGGAAUCUGGGCUUCAGCACCUCCCAGGAAAGCAAUCCACUUGGGAUUAGCUCAGCCUGGUGUCACUCUGUCCUGCUUUGAUGCUGUCACCCUGAGCCAGGUGUGCAAUGGCCUCUGGUUAAGGGUGAUGUCCCCUCUGCCUGUCUGGUGUCACACCCAGAUUCCAUGCAGACAGUGGCUCCCAGAGUGUCCCUCUGAGCUCUGCCCAUGGAAGGGACCAUCCUGCCCCCCUCCUGCCCCUUGCAGUGGCACUUUAUAGCUUGCUCAAGGCAGCGAGCUCAUGAGCAACAUGACCAAAGAUCUCCAGGGAGCGCUGGGCUGCAUGCCUGGAGCUGUGUCCCGGAUUUCCUGCAGAGACAGGAGGCUGGGGUGGGCUGGAAAAGGGGAAGGAGAGCUGGCAGGGGACAUGAUUUCCCCGUGUCCCACCUGGGAAUGUCUGCAGGUCCAUAAGGGCCUUUCCUGGACGAGACAGGACAGGAUAGAAAGGAGUUCCUGGGUGAGGUGAUCGUCCCCAGUUGGUGACACCAGUAUCCUCCACAGCCACACCAAUUAGCUCCACACAUUUUCUGUGGAGAAUAUGGGCCAGGGUCUGUUCCUAGGAGCUGGGAUGGAUGCCAUUCCCUUUUUUCUUGAGGAGAAGAGAGGAUGCACGCCAAGCCAUGCACCCUCUUGUCUUCAGGUAACUUAAUGCCUCUCAUCUUCAGAGCAAUAGGUUAGCAGCAGACACCACUACAGGGUCCAGUCAAUUGUCGUGGCUCAGUGGGAAUUGAGAAAAAUUACCAUCCUGAGAGCUGGUGGUCCCGCUGGCUGCCCCCUUGGUGUCCUCUCCACACCUCAGCAGCCUCCUUACCAAGGAACCACAUCCCAAGGUGAAGGCAGCGUGUUCUUCACUUCUCCUGCUUGGGGUGUUGAAGGCAUCUCCACCCACCUUUGCUCCAGGAAGGCUCCUGGACCUGGCAGGAGGCCAGUGGGAGGUCUGUGCUCCUUCAGGUGGGUGUUCAGGUGGGUCUGGGCCUUGGGCAGAUGCCUCUCAACUGUGCCUCUGCUCCCCAGCCAUUCUCUUCUCCAUUCCAUCCCUGGGAUGGAAGAGAGCCCAACUUGCUGAUAAUUUAACCCAAACCUUCAGUUUAAGCCUUGAAACCCUUUUAUAUUUCCUGUUCACCAAGACCCCCUGCAAAAGAUCAGUUCAUGUGUUGCCUGUGCCCUGCUGCUCCUCUGCUCCAGCUCUCCAGGCUCUGCUGCCUCCUUUCAGACCAUCCCCACCCCACUGGAGCAGUCAGUGCCUCUCCCAGUGCUCUCCCAGGCACAUCUGGACAAUCUGGAGCUACAGCCCCCACUGAGAAUGGGUUAUCCCAAUCCCUGCUCUCAGGAGCUUUCCAGAACACUGAUCCUCUCCUCUCUGACGUCCCCAUGGCAGCUCCAUCAGCCCUGCUUGACCUCCAAGGACAUCCUGGCUUCCUGCUGAAGGACAUUCCCAUGGCCUGCAAUCCUGUGGGAUCUUUGCACGGGGAUUCACACCAUCACCACCAGCUCUGGAGUUCCCUGGUCCUUCCACCCUCUGGAAAAAUGAGGGGUCUGAGGGGUCUCUGAGGUCCUUAGGGGCACACAGGACCCUGCAGUGUACCAAGGGGUUGGGGUCACAUCCAGCUGUUUGCAGAUGUUGCCUUCCCAAUAGGAUGUUCCAUGCUGGCAGAGGAACAGCUGGCAGCACGAAGCUCCUGUGUUUUCAGGAUAAUCCUCCUCCCUGGUUCUCCCAGUGACAGGGAUCGUGUCAGGUCUGGAGCCUGGACCAGGCUGUGUCCCCACAGCUCUUUCACAAAUCUGUUCUCUCCAGCAGGAAGUCUCUGCUUUCUGUCCCAAAGCAAUAGGUUUUUCCAGGGAGAUUUCAAAGGGACUCUUGCCAACUCUGACACCUGCAGGCAAGCCAACAUUCCCAUGAAUACCUUCACAGCUCCAGCCCUGGCCUCAACCCCUUUGGAAAGGGAUGCAAGGUCCAGUCUGGCUCUAAAUACCCACAGUGGUCUGAGCUUGGUGGGCCUGUUUAUUCAGAGAGCCCAAAGCUUCCCACAUCCAGCCUGGACACCCAGGAGGUGUCACCCACCCUCUCCGUGGCUGUCCCUGGGUCCCUGCAGCAGGUCUUCUCCACGUGGGAGCCACUGGGGUGUCUGAGCUCACAGAGCCACCUUCGGUGACAACCAGUGGGCUGCUCUGCCAUUCCUGAGAGUCUCCUGGGAGGAGAAGGCUCCUUCACCCCUUCCCCGUGACCGCCAGGAGCAGAACAGCCGCGGGCAGAGCUCCAGGAGCGUCCCAGCACCACCCAAUGCUGCACACCCAGCUGAAAAGUGUCUAUGCAGUCCCUCCUCCCCAGGCAGCCGCGUCCCCGCAGAGCCCAGCCCAGGGCUCCUCCAAGGUGUCUUCGUUUGCACUCUCCAGGACCUGGAAAUCGCUGUGAGCCCAGAGGAGCCAUCGCCCCGCUCCGGGCACCGCACCGGGGAGGCUUUUCCUCGCCCCCAAACCCACGCACGUGGCUGAGAGCAGUUCAGCAGAUGCAGAGCUGUCCCCACCAAGCCCGGCUGCCCCGGGGUGGGCGAGGCUGUGUCCGACCUCACCAGCAAUAACAGGAGCUCUGCUGGCCGUGGCCCUCCGCGGCAGCUCCUGCGCGACACGCGCGGCGCCGCCCUGCACCUCCCCGCCUGUAAAUUCAGCCCCAGCCUCGUGCUUUUCUUCCCUCUCGUUUCUUGACGCCUCGGUGGCUCUCUCUUUUUCUUUUUUAACUCUGUCCUCUCUGACUGUGAAUUCAAACCAGAAGUGUUCUGAACUCGACUCCGUUACUGUUCUGUCUCUGCGUCGACUGUUGCUGGUUCUCCGAACUGCGUUCAAACGAGACUUUGCAAAAAAAAAAAA
Messenger RNA from Passer montanus (Eurasian tree sparrow), 8910 nucleotides. It is a transcript of the gene LZTS3, whose product is annotated as leucine zipper tumor suppressor family member 3. Gene Ontology annotation, biological process: regulation of dendritic spine morphogenesis. Gene Ontology annotation, cellular component: dendritic spine. The transcript is spliced from 4 exons. Lineage: Eukaryota; Metazoa; Chordata; Aves; Passeriformes; Passeridae. The coding region runs from base 369 to 2366 and encodes 665 amino acids. The record is from RefSeq and is a predicted model, not a curated record.